Messenger RNA from Nilaparvata lugens (brown planthopper), 1262 nucleotides. RefSeq lists its product as uncharacterized. The transcript is spliced from 2 exons. The record is from RefSeq and is a predicted model, not a curated record. Gene Ontology annotation, molecular function: deNEDDylase activity; cysteine-type peptidase activity. Gene Ontology annotation, biological process: proteolysis. NCBI's taxonomy places the organism in Eukaryota, Metazoa, Arthropoda, Insecta, Hemiptera, Delphacidae. Bases 52 to 987 code for a protein of 311 amino acids.
ACGAAGGUUUCUGAUAGUUUUUAUUCUGCUUGUCUCACCAAAUGUAAUAAUAUGAACUCGGCAAUAAAGCAGUGCAAAACGGCAAAAGGUAUUCCGGCUAUAUUAUACAAAGGUAUUAAAUUUGGAAAGGACUCACACACUGUAAAAGGUGAUAUUACGUGGAAAUGCUUGAAAAAGAACUGUACUUUUACGAUAAAAACAAGUUCGGAUACUUCUGUGAUUCAUAGUUUAACGGGUCAACAUUCGCAUGAAACAGUGUCAUAUACCAAAAAUGAUGCUGCUCCCAGCUUGGAACAGGAGAAUGAACAUUUAAAGGCGCGAAUCAAAGUUUUGGAAGAACAAUGGAAUGCCGCAAUUAAUCGGUCUAUGGAUCUUGAUAUUCGCCUCAUGGAAUUAUCAUCUUGUGAGUCGCGAAUGAAUGAUAAAACUGAAAAUGUGGAUAAUUUCACACACGUAAAUCCACUUAUAGAUCGAUUGAGCCAGUUUCUUAGAACGGAACUCCUUUCUGAUGCAGACAUUGACUGUUUUUGUAGUUAUUUAAUUGAUUCGUUUCCAGGAAAUUAUGUGGUCCUACCAGCAGUAACAGCAAUGAUUAUCAAUGACGCGGAAGCUGAUUUAUCAUUCUUAAGAAAUAAUGUAAAAGAAAAUAAUUUCACUGCUUUCGUGAUAAAUGACGGUCGGCAGGAAGAAGCAAAUGACGGCUGGUGUGGUUCUCAUUGGAGUGUUGUUGUUUAUGAUUCUUUACACUGUAAAUUUUAUAUUCUGGACUCAAUGAACAAAUGUAAUGAGAGAUUUUCCAUGUCUCUGAUAAGAAGAGUUAGCUCAACCCUAACCUACAAGAAGAUAAUUACCCUUCCAUGUCCUCAACAGACUAAUAACUACGAUUGCGGUGUUUUUGCAAUGUAUUUUUUGGAAGAAGUAUUUAAAUAUAGGAAAAUGUGUAGUUCAACCUGUCUCGAGGAUGGUCUCUCUCUUAAAGUCAGCUAGCAUGAAACCAUUAAAAAACGUAGUCAGAAUCUUUGGCGAUAGUCAUGGUCGUGAUUUAGUAGAUAAUUUGAAUAGAUCUGAACUUGAAAAGACAACUAGUGGUUUUAUCAUGCCAAGUGCCAAAUUCAACCCCAUAGUAAAUAAUAUUAAGAGUGGUACUAGAGAUCUAUCCAAUAAUGAUCAUGUGGUCAUUGUUGGAGGAGCGAAUGAUGUAUACUGUAAUCAAGCUGGUAGUUUUCUAAAAAGUAUGCUUUCUCUACUUCAGGUGCUAAAUU